ACUUGAUCUGCUCACAUUGCUUUGUUACCUAAUGUUUACGUCAGUGUUUUCUGCAGGGUCGAGAUGUGCCUUGCUACAGUGUACUGCGCAGAACGUCGGAGGGUCGGACAGAUUACAGUGACUCGACUUUUGAUCCUGUCAUGAUGGCAAGUGAAACUUAACAAGAAAGCAGGAAAAGCAGGCAAAUCAGGAGUUAUGGCGUCCACGACUGAAGAUGGUGCCUUCCUAGUCCAUGUCCCGGCAGAUAAACUUACGCUUUACUUGGCAAAAAAAGGAGCUCGUGUGCUUAGGGUUACUUUCCAUGACACAUCCUCGUGGUGUCAUGAAAUAACCUGGAUCUGUACACUUAUACCCGACAAAUACUGCCCCUAUAUCAACCAUCACAAAUUCCGACAACAGUUAUCUGCGUUGAGGGAGCAGUUUGCAACUCAUGGACGCCUGACCAGCAUACAGAUCGACCGGUGGAUGUUUGUCUUCGGACACAAUACAGAGGAUACAGCCUGGGAGAUGAUGACAGGAUAUGAACAUAUUAAAGAUAUCAUUUUGAAGUUUCUUCAUGAAAUUCAUGCACAAGUGACAGAUAUCGAGAUGGAGUCAGUAAUAAAGAAGGUAGAUGCGGCAGCAGCGAGGAAAGACCAAGGCCCAGAAACGUUGCCCAGAGGGACGACGGAUCAAGACGUUCUGUUCUGCUCCAAACAGGAGGAGGAUGUGGACGCACCACACUUACAUUCCCAGGAGAGGCACGAUGACGUCCCACAUGCCGAGGGGCACGAGGACGCCUCUCAUCCAUAUGACCAGAUGGACGAGAACGCUUCUCAUCUCACAACUGGUAGUGAAACGAAAACUGGAAUGAGUGGCAACAGCAGGGCAGAAACAUCCAUUUCAGCUGGGGAAAUUCGUACAAAAGAACUUCAUCAAGAUAACAGAACAGUUAACAGUACGAUUAUCAUCAAUCUCCCCUCUGGAAAAGCUGUUUGCGAAUCAUGCUGGAAGGCCAAACAUGAAAAUAUUCCUCAACCAACCGAUACUGACAUUGAAACUGUAAAGAUUCUACUGAAUGAACUGUUUCCUGAUUCACUGGUACGUGUUCGUUGGGAAUGUAUGGUGUUUUGUUUUGAACAUGAGUCCAUGGAAGAUGCAAUGGGUAUGAUUGUUCAGCAUGCAGACAUCAAGGAGGACAUCCUACACUUCCUGCAGAAGCUGGACCCAUCAAUUGAAGAUAUCGUGAUGGAGGUGGAGGUGCGGGAGUUGAGUGAGUUUGCGGAGCAGGCAGCACAGACAUCAGCCUCGAGUGAUCCGAGUUUGAAGCCACUUGUGAAGGGACAAGAUUCUGAUCGACGAGCCUCGAGUGACCCGAUCAAGGAUCCAAGCCAGAGCGAGAGGGAUCCACGGCUCUCCACUGCUUCACACGCGACUCCAUCACAAGCGGACCGCGACCUCUACUACGCCAGCAGGGACGGGGACCUGGAGGAGGUGAAGCGGCUCCUGACUACACCGGGAGUCGACAUCAACAGUAGAGGAGAGUUGAGCUGGACACCGGUGAUGGUGGCAGCAUACAGGGGACACAGAGACGUGGUGGAGCUCCUGGUGAGUGACGGGGCUGAUGUGUCACUGGUGGACGUGAACGGUAACAACAUCCUUCACCACGCCUGUAUGGGAGGAGAUGUGGAGACGGUGAAGUGUGUGCUGUCUCUGCGCGUGGUGGACAUCAACAGUAGAGGAAGGUUGAGCAGGACACCGGUGAUGGAGGCAGCACUGGGGGGACACAGAGACGUGGUGGAGCUCCUGGUGAGUGAAGGGGCCGAUGUGUCACUGGUGGACAAGUACGGUGACAACAUCCUUCACCUCGCCUGUAUGAGAGGACAUGUGGAGACGGUGAAGUUUGUGCUGUCUCUGCACGUGGUGGACAUCAACAGUAGAGGAGAAAGGAGCAGGACAGUGGUGAUGGGGGCAGUAGUGAGGCGACACAGAGACGUGGUGGAGCUCCUGGUGAGUGAAGGGGCUGAUGUGUCACUGGUGAACAAGGACGGUGACAACAUCCUUCACUACGCCUGUAUAAGAGGAGAUGUGGAGACGGUGAAGUAUGUGUUGUCUCUGCACGUGGUGGACAUCAAUAGUAGAGGAGAUGGGAGCAGGACACCGUUGAUGGGGGCAGCAUACAUGGGACACAGAGACGUGGUGGAGCUCCUGGUGAGUGAAGGGGCUGAUGUGUCACUGGUGGACAAGCACGGUGAAAACAUCCUUCACUACGCCUGUAUGAGAGGAGAUGUGGAGACGGUGGAGUUUGUGCUGUCUCUGAACGUGGUGGACAUCGGCGCCAGGAACAAGUCGGGGCGGACAGCGGCGCACUGGGCGAGACUCUGGGGACCACAGCCAGUGGUGGAACUGCUGAAGUCCCGCGGCGCUCAGUGACGUCAGUGUCGUGUUUGUGUAGACGGUGGAGGGGGACAUGUUGUUACAGACAGUGACGUGGUGUGCCGUGCACGUCGUCGUGUAAUAUAUUCCCGGAUUUGGUGAGAAUGUUUGUUGUGUUUGAGGAGAAAUAAAACUUGUUGAAAA
This is a messenger RNA of Haliotis rufescens (red abalone), 2559 nucleotides long. Its product is annotated as ankyrin repeat domain-containing protein 50-like. The coding region runs from base 196 to 2412 and encodes 738 amino acids. Gene Ontology annotation, molecular function: RNA binding; protein binding; RNA nuclease activity. Gene Ontology annotation, biological process: RNA processing. The record is from RefSeq and is a predicted model, not a curated record. Lineage: Eukaryota; Metazoa; Mollusca; Gastropoda; Lepetellida; Haliotidae. The transcript has 10 exons. Gene Ontology annotation, cellular component: cytoplasm.